UCUUUGUUGAACCAGCGUUUACCCCAGGGUUGCGUACUCUUGCUAUUCCUUUUGAGUGUAGUUCCAUCUGAAAUAAGGCUGCUGGCAGGAAGGAAAGCAAAGUUGUUAUCAUGCACAACCCACUACCAUCUCCGUCCCGUGCUAUGUACGGGUUCGCUCUGUAUAUUCUAUCUGCGGUCGUAUUCGGGGUGUAUCUGGUGUGGGCCUAUGUUCCAAGUGAUUGGCUGAGAAGCGUUGGGAUAGUGUAUUUUCCUCAGAAGUACUGGGCAGUGGCGGCUCCCAUCUACUUUGCGUCCUUGUUCCUCUUUGUCCUGGCAUUGUAUGUUGGUUACUCACUGGUGCUAACACCACACCUAUCCUCCAUCAACACUAUUCAAGAUAAGCACUCCAAUCCUCCGCUCGAGUCUCCGUUCGGUGUUCGCCUCCGACGCAGUGACGGCGGUGCAGGACCUGGCGGUGAGGAGGAACCUGCGGCGAUUCCUCACAUUGGAGACAUCCCGGUGCACCACGUCAAUACACUCCUGUACAGGGAGAGGCUGUCUGCCAAGAGCUGAGCUAUGUAUUGUAUCCCCUACUCCUCCUGUACAGGGAGAGGCUGUCUGCCAAGAGCUGAGCUAUGUACUCUAUCCCCUACUCCUCCUGUACAGGGAGAGAGACUGUCAGCUGAGACCUGAGCUGAGCUAUGGACUGUAUGUACUCCUGCAGGCCAUGGCAUGAGUGAGAGAUAUCACCUGGUGGAUCAUUGCAGGGGCAACAAAGACUUGACGUCCCAUGAUUUCUGGGCGAAAACGCAACCGACGAGUUCCACGGAUCAUCAACGUGUGAAACGUGUGUGCACACCACGCGGCGACUGGCAACAUUCCUGUUGAUCACCACUCGGCCUUGGUUGUGAUGCCUUUCUGUAUCCCAGUGGACAUGCUGUGUGGAUCUGGUGUAUAGCAGACUGCAAUAUCCACACUGUCAAAGCAACGCCAUCACGGAUAAAUUCUGGCUCAAGCAUAGGGAUACUGAAGGCUUCCGGCGAUGAGCCAGCACUCCUAGACUAUCUGAGCCCAAGACUGGACCCAGCAGUGUGGCUAGUGAUUACACACUUGUUGCAUCAGUGAUCUGAGCCACUGGGAUGAUGCAUCUGAAUUUCCCCUGCCAGUGGAGCAGUUACUUCUCCUCGCUAUAGCUGGGUGGAGCUGAAGAAGACUAUCAUAAUUAUUAUUAUUGAGAGAGAGAGAGAGAGAGAGAGAGAGAGAGAGAGAGAGAGAGAGAGAGAGAGAGAGAGAGAGAGAGAGAGAGAGAGAGAGAGAGAGAGAGAGAGAGAGAGAGAGAGAGAGAGAGAGAGAGAGAGAGAGAGAGA
This is a messenger RNA of Sycon ciliatum, 1348 nucleotides long. Its product is annotated as phosphatidylinositol N-acetylglucosaminyltransferase subunit P-like. Bases 111 to 554 code for a protein of 147 amino acids. Gene Ontology annotation, molecular function: phosphatidylinositol N-acetylglucosaminyltransferase activity. Gene Ontology annotation, biological process: GPI anchor biosynthetic process. NCBI's taxonomy places the organism in Eukaryota, Metazoa, Porifera, Calcarea, Leucosolenida, Sycettidae. The record is from RefSeq and is a predicted model, not a curated record. The transcript has 4 exons. Gene Ontology annotation, cellular component: endoplasmic reticulum.